Molecule: messenger RNA, 1914 nt
Organism: Drosophila subpulchrella
Lineage: Eukaryota; Metazoa; Arthropoda; Insecta; Diptera; Drosophilidae
Gene: Zasp66
Product: PDZ and LIM domain protein 4
Exons: 8
Coding region: 16-1164 (382 amino acids)
Biological process (GO): actin cytoskeleton organization; muscle structure development
Cellular component (GO): filamentous actin; Z disc; stress fiber
Molecular function (GO): muscle alpha-actinin binding; actin binding
Source: RefSeq, a predicted model, not a curated record
AGUCGCUGGCCAGCAAUGACGACCAGCAGAUCAUCGGCGUCCGCGUCAUACAGUCGACCGGCUUUCUGGAAGGUGCCCGGUUACGAAUCGCCAUCCUCCUACCGCCCACAGCCGCCCCAACCGCUCUAUCCACCCCUUGUGCCCCUGCCAGCUCCCUGCCGACGGCGCAGCAGCAGCGGGCUGAAGAAGUGCGUCCGUUUCGCCGACGAACCGAAUGUGGGGGUCCAAGUGGGCAGCCCAUCGCACGGGGAACUGCUGCGGGGAGAUAUCAUCUCGAAGAUCGGCGAGUACGAUGCACGCGACCUGAGUCAUGCGGAUGCACAGCAGCUGUUCCGCGGUGCUGGCAACGAGAUCCGCCUGGUGGUGCACAGGGAUAACAAAAUCGCCUAUACGCAGGGUGGCACCCAAGAGGCGGGUCCUGGAUCACGGAGCAACUCCACUUUGCCGCCGGUCACUCCGGAGCUCUUGCCCCACCGAGGUCCCUCGCCCUUUUUGCCCGGACCCAGCCACUUUGAGAGGGCCCUGCAGUUGCCAGUGGACACUCUGCCGCAGACCGUGUUCCCCCAGUUGAACUCCUCCGGGGGAUACGAGGUGCCCUCGGCUGUGUUCUCGCCCAAGCCAACUCGGGAUCAUCAACAGGAUGUCGAUGAGGAGCAGGCCGCUAUUGUUAAUCAGCCCUACCGAACAACUCCUCUGGUCCUGCCCGGCGCCAAAGUGAAGAAGGAUGCGCCCACGACAGACUCCUACUUGAGGCACUACCCCAACCCGGCUGUGCGCGCCCACCCAGGACACGACUACCAUGACAGUAUCAUGAAGCAGCGCGUGGCCGAUACCAUGCUGCACAAGGUUGUCGGUUCGGAGGCCGACACUGGCCGCGUCUUCCACAAGCAAUUCAACUCGCCCAUCGGCCUGUACUCCAACAACAACAUCGAGGACACCAUCAGAUCAACAGUUCCCUUCGCCACAAGCGAAAGCAAUCGCUUGAAGGAAAGUCCUUUGCAUCGUCCUUUGCCAACGAAACUUAACGGAAUUUUCAUCGAUCUAUCUUUCCUGGAACAAAAACGAAAAAUCCUGGAGCAACAAAAGCAAAAAGACCAACUUGCAGAGCAACAACGUCAGCAACGCCAACAGCAACUGCAACUACUUUAUCAACAAAACAAAUGAUCAAUGAAAUUGUAGCCAAAAACUCUACCCAAUACUACUAGACAAAGAGCCAACUUUCCUUUCCCAAGACCCCUGCAGAAAGUCCCCUCCUUUUUCCGACCACCUGACCCCCAAAUAAGACUAAUCCAAAACUAAAAGCCGUUUGCUGAAUUAUAUUUACGAACCGUUUGAAAGACAGCACUGAAAGUUCCUACGCCCAUCGCAACCCAUCCAGUAUUAACCAUACAAACUAACUAACACCCCACCUAAUCCCGCCCGAUCUCAAGGCUUCAACUCAUCCGAUGAUAUAUUAAUCGUAUUAUCUCACACCUUGUUAUGCAGUUCUGUUCGAUUACUCUUAAUAACUAGCUCGUAAGGAAUUUGUUAAUGAGUUUCCUAUUAAUCGCAAUCCGUUUGAGGAGUGUGCAGUUUCAAGACUACGAAGCACUCGAUUGCCAACCAACAACAGCAACAACAAACUACAACUACAACAAAACAAAAUAAUUCUAACGUAUUUUGUGCACAUCCUGUUUUCUCUUUCUAUUCUCUCACUACUCUGUCUCACGCUACUCAACCGAUGUAAAAAAAAAUCAAAAAAAAACAAAAAACCAAUAUAUUUUUUAUGAAUCUCGAUUAACCAACAACAAUUAAACGACUUAAAAAAUAAAUUUAUUGAAAACUUGCAUAACACCAAACAAAAAACCAACGAACAAUUGACCAAAAUAACGGCGCUUUCAACGAUCUCAAUGCAAAACCCCGAAUCACUGACCA